This is a messenger RNA of Oryza sativa Japonica Group (Japanese rice), 1502 nucleotides long. RefSeq lists its product as uncharacterized. The record is from RefSeq and is a predicted model, not a curated record. Lineage: Eukaryota; Viridiplantae; Streptophyta; Magnoliopsida; Poales; Poaceae.
CGCGAUUGGGAAGGCGAAAGUAGUCUCGCCUUUUUCACAGCGAAUUUCCCCCACCCGUCCCCAUCGCAGAGAGGCAGAGAGAAUCCACACUCCAAAACCCACCGUUCCCCAUGGAGAAGGGCGACGAAACCCUCGCCUACCCCGCCGCCGCCGCCGGCGGCCAGAAGACCGCGCCCAUCGGAUGCUUCGCCGGCGACGACGUUGCCGCCACCACCGACGGGCACCCCACCAAGUCCUACGCCGCCGUCGCCGCCGAGAAGACCUUGCCCAACGGCAGCGUCGAGGAGGACGAGGUCACCGUCACCGCCGCCGAGAACCCCGCCAAGUCCUACGCCGCCGUCGUCGCUGAGAAGACCAGCCCCAACGGCAGCGUCGCGGAGGACGAGGUCACCGUCACCGCCGCCGAGAACCGCGCCAAGUCCUACGCCGACGUCGCCGCCGAGAAGACCUACCCCAACGGCAACGUCGAGGAGGACGAGGUCUCCGUCACCGCGGCCGUGAACCCCGCCAAGUCCUACGCCACCGUCGCCGCCGAGAAGACCGUGCCGGACGGCAGCGUUGCGGAGGAUGAGGUCACCGUCACCGCCCCGGUGAACCCCGCCAAGUCCUACGCCGCCGUCGCCGCCAACGCCGAGAUCGAGGACCUCCGCACCACCAAUCACGACCUGGAGGAGAAGCUCGCCGCUGCCGACCGUGAGAAGAAGGGGCGUGCCACGGAGAUCGACGGCCUGAAGGACACCUCCGAUAAGGCCAAGCAGAACUCGGUCGUCUUCCAGUACAUCGCCUCUUCUUCCGACGCGAAGGUGCUUGCGCUCCGCGAGGAGCUCGAGGAUCUGCAGAAACUCCUCCAAGCAGAGAAAGAUGAAUUCAAGGCGGACAAGCGCGACUCCAAUCAGCUCGCCGGCAAGGUGGGGUCCGAACGCGCGGUGAAGAUGAGGCUCGAGGAGGAGGUGAUUGCCAUGAAGGAGAGGGCCAGGGCCAGGGCCGCCGCUGCCGCUGCCGCUGCCGCUGCGGAGGACGAGAGGGUGGCUGCUCCGACACCUGGGACCCUGCAGGGAGCGCGGGUCGCGUGGCCGGUGAUGGCUGGAGCUGCGGCCGUCGGCGCCGCCGCGGCAGCUGUUGCCGUGGUGAUCUUCCUCCGCCUCAAGAGGUAAACUGGUGAUCUGAUGCACAGGAAGUUUUGCUCUGCUGCGACAGCCUAUGGAAGAUUUGAUGAGUUUUUUUGUGGUGAUGAACUGAUGAUGGUAGAGUGCUGGAUGAGAAUAGUAUGACUUCUAUGAGCUAGUUGCUUAAUAGCCUACAGAAACAUAGGGAUCUGAACACUUGUUAUGUUCCAUUCCUGUUUUUCCUUUUAUCAUUCUACCUUCUUCGGUGGUGACGCUAAAUGUCUGAAACAAUUUGUGAUGCGUAACUGAGGAACGCCGAAUGGUUGCUGUGCGGUUAUGCUUUUUCUCCAUUCUGAGCUUCUCAUUACUUCUUACUGAUGGUUUGCAGUUUGCAUA